Messenger RNA from Planococcus citri (citrus mealybug), 4662 nucleotides. It is a transcript of the gene Ac3, whose product is annotated as Adenylate cyclase 3. Gene Ontology annotation, molecular function: adenylate cyclase activity. Gene Ontology annotation, biological process: adenylate cyclase-activating G protein-coupled receptor signaling pathway; cAMP biosynthetic process; intracellular signal transduction. Bases 72 to 3197 code for a protein of 1041 amino acids. Lineage: Eukaryota; Metazoa; Arthropoda; Insecta; Hemiptera; Pseudococcidae. Gene Ontology annotation, cellular component: plasma membrane. The transcript is spliced from 19 exons. The record is from RefSeq and is a predicted model, not a curated record.
GGUAAAAAGGCUUCAGAGCCUUUUCAUUCUCCGUACGCUUUUCGGCGACUUUAGUCGUUCACGAACAGGCAAUGAAGCCGGAAGCUACCGUACCCGAGUCGUCGUUCGUGAAAUUUCGCGAUCCGGCCCUCGAAAGCCUUUAUCAGACUUAUAACCUUAAACAAAAACGCGCUUCGACGGAAUGCUUCCUAUUCGCGUGUGCCGUGUACGAUCUGUACGCCUUGAUCAGCGAGGAUCAUCUGCAUCUGCAGAUGAUCGCUUUUUUCGUGAUCGAUUGCUUGUUGUGGACUUGGUGCAAAUGGAGUCCGAAACCGUGCUGGAAAUUGGUGCCCGUGGUGGCCGCUCAAAUACCCGGCAUACAGAUCGUGUGUCGGCUAAUGUUCAACGAUCUAGUGAUCUACGGUAACAACGAUCUCGGAUGGGCCAUACUGUUCGCUUUUUUACUAUUCGUCACCUUACCCUUAUCGUUAUUUUGGAGUGUGAUAUUUAGUUUAUCGUUUUGCGCCGAAUAUCUCACCGUUAUAUCGUAUUUAGCCAUGCGUACCAAUACCAGCCACCUUUAUAAUAAAAUCGCAGCCAAUUUUGUAUCUUUACUAACAGCCAACAUGCUAGGACUGUUUGCUUUCUUUUUGUUCGAUAAACAACAAAGAACGGCUUUCUUAGAAACACGUCAAAGUUUGAAAAUGAAACUAUCGAUCGAAGAGCAGUCUGCGGAACAGGAACGACUGCUGUUAUCCGUAUUACCGGGACAUGUUGCCGUAAAAAUGAGACAAGAUUUGGGUUCAGCUUUAGACACGCAAUUCAAAAAGAUAUACAUGAGUAGGCACGAAAACGUAAGCAUAUUGUACGCUGACAUUGUCGGUUUCACCGCAAUAUCUUCGACGUAUUCGGCCUCCGAAUUGGUAAAAAUACUCAACGAAUUAUUCGCUAGAUUUGACAGAUUAUCUGAGAGAUACCAUCAAUUGAGGAUAAAAAUUCUGGGCGAUUGUUACUAUUGUAUCAGUGGAGCACCUAGAGAACGACCCGAUCACGCUAUUCUCUCCGUUCAUAUGGGAUUAUCGAUGGUCGACGCUAUCAAAUACGUUCAACAAACCACAAAUUCACCGGUAGACAUGAGAGUGGGAAUACAUACAGGCGCUGUGCUAGCGGGCGUUUUAGGCCAACGGCAGUGGCAGUUCGAUGUGUAUUCCAAAGACGUAGAACUAGCUAAUAAAAUGGAAAGCAGCGGUCUACCAGGCCGAGUUCAUAUAUCGGAAAAAACCUACAGCUAUUUGAACGACGAAUUCGAGGUCGAGCCGGGAUACGGAGAGAAACGCGAAGAAGCUCUCAGAUUAGCCGGAAUAAAAACAUUUUUUAUCGUCAAAGCUCUAAAACCGUUCAAAGGAGCUCAAGAUGAAAUACAAAAUGGGAAUAUCGUCGACAACAGUCGAGAGAGUUCCGUAAUAAAUAUAAACGACGAUAUGCUCGAUGAUUCCAAGUGUCCGCCGAAGAAAAGAUCUCGAGAGGAUUCCGAUGGUUUCAAAUUAAGGCUCAAAAAAGAAUUAAUGAAUAGAGACGGAUACAAAGAGCUGAGCAAGCACACUUCCAUGUUCACGUUAUUGUUCAAAAAUUCCGCAAAAGAACGCGAAUAUAAUUACCAUAAUGAAAAUUUAACCAGCGUAUCGUUGAUCGGAUGUCCUAUAGCACUAUUGUUUACAUCAAUCGCACAAGCUACCGUAUUACCGAGGAACAUUCUCAGUAUAUGUUCAUUCGGUGUCGGAUUCUUUCUAAUUGUUAUUUUUGUGAUACUUUCCAUAGCGGAAUUGUUUCCAAGAACUUUUCCCGAACUUGUCGUAUGGUAUAGCACGAUUAUCAAUAAUUCGUCCGAUAUCAGGCGACUAAUUGCUGUGAUUAUUGUAUUUCUACUCACGGUAGCAAGUAUCGUUGACUUGAUUCCUUGCGAAACCGAAGCGAUUAUUACAUCAGAUACCGCAAAUCAAACCAUGAUUGAUGAUAUCGACAAAAUGUGCUUAUAUCCAUCUUACUUCACCCACUUCUGUGUAUUGAUUCUGAUAGCUGUGACAUUAAUCGCACAUUUAUCACACAUAGUAAAAGCUUCGCUGCUACUUGUAAUAGCUGCGAGCCACUGUAUUGUCACCAUGUUCCUCAUCCGAGAAUGCAUUAUUUUUGAACAAUUUCGUUCGCCAUCCUAUGAGAGCUGGCAUAAACCAGCUACCUUUGAGUUAUCACUGUUACUUCUGGGUGUCAGUAAUUCCUUAGCAUUUCUAGGACGACAUAUGGAAAAGGCAUCUAGAGUAUUGUUUUUAUGGAGAACAGAAGUAGAAGAGCAACGUGAGAAAGCUUCAGAUAUAGGAAGACGAAACGAAGCACUUGUUUAUAAUAUUCUACCUAAACACGUAGCUAUUCAUUUCAUGCAAUGCAAACGUCAGCAUGAAGAACUGUACAGUCAAAGUUACGCCGAAGUUGGCGUAUUAUUUGCUUCCAUGCCUAAUUUUUCGGAUUUUUACUCCGAAGAAACUGUAAAUAACCAAGGAUUAGAAUGCUUAAGAUUUCUAAACGAAGUUAUUUCUGAUUUUGAUGCUCUUCUCGAGUAUCCUCAAUUUCAAGAUAACAUAAUAAAAAUCAAGACAAUCGGUUCAACGUAUAUGGCUGCUAGUGGUUUAAAUCCAUCUCGUAUAGUUCGACCGGACGAUCCAAUCGAAAUAAGAUGGGCUCAUUUAGCACUGCUGGUAGAAUUUGCAUUAGAGCUGAAAAAGGCAUUACAAAGCAUCAACGAGCAAAGUUUCAACCAUUUCGUUUUAAAAAUGGGAAUUAAUCACGGCCCAAUCACCGCAGGCGUGAUCGGAGCACGCAAACCACACUACGAUAUUUGGGGUAAUUCGGUGAACGUAGCUUCAAGAAUGGAAAGCACAGGAAAAGCAGGAUGCAUUCAGGUGACCGAAGAAACGUGCACCAUACUUCAGCAUUUCGGAUAUAAAUUCGAACAAAGAGGUUUAGUGGCUGUGAAAGGAAAAGGCCAAUUAAUGACGUAUUAUUUGAUCGGUAAAGGCUGCCCGCAUCCGAUACCACCCCCUUUAAUGGAAACCGUUCGAGAAGAAGAAGAGGAAGACGACGACGACGAUCAAAAUAACAACGAAACUCGUAACACCGAACAGGACGCUUUACUUUCCAAAGAAGAGGAAGAACAAAAUAAAUAAAACCAGUCGUAAAGAUGGUUCAAAUGUGAUUAUCGUGCAUUUUUUAAACUUACUUUUUCUAUAGCUAUACGAGAAAAUUCGAGUAAAUUCUUCGAAAAGGUCGUAUUUCUGAGUAAAGAUUGACGUAUAAGAGUCAUUAACGUGUAUUCCGCGACUAUUUAAUUAAUUUAUAUGGUGCGAAUGAAUAUUUGAUGUUGGAUGGAACAGAAAAACUGCUCGAGGAGCAGCUAAAUCGCAAUUUCGCUACUUAUCUGUACAAGUUGGUUAAUUAAUUUUUGUUACGAGUUGACUGAGAAUGGGAACAUUGCUAUCGUUAUUGUUAUUUUACCUACCUAAAUCGUUUUGUUAAAUAAUUUUAAUGAUUUUUUUGCAUAUUUCAAAUGUUUCGUUUGAUUAAGUUAGAUUUGUGGUUUUUUGAAUUUUAUUAAAGUAAUGCAACUCUUGCGAUACCUACUUAUAUCUUAUCAUACUGUUUUUUUUUUCAUGUUUUUUUUUUGGGUGAAAAAACAGAGCAAUACUUACUAUGAGGUAAGAUUGACAUUUUGAGGAUAGGAAUUUAUAUUAAUUUUUUUGAUUACCUCUUUGAACCGUUGAAAAACAAAAGUAAGUAGAUUAAUAUUAAAUUAGUUUUCUCGUAGUUUUAAUUUUCUUGAACUUUCAAAUCGAUAAUAUUAUUCCAAAAACUUAACAAUAAAAAUAAAGCCUCAGAUGUCAAAAAUUAUAAACGGGCUGUUGAUCAACGUAUUAAUUUUUACUAAGUUAAAAUUCUUUGUAAUAAUUUCUAUUUUAGAUGUUUUGUUUUGUUUUUGUAUAACGACACUAAGUUUUUUUGUUGUGAUUUAUAUUUUACCAUAAUGUUCUAUAAACUACCUAUGUACUUAUUUUUAAUUACGUCGUUUGAUUCAUGAACCUAUCUCUAUAUUAUGUAAUGUACUUCUUUUUCUUCUCAUUUCGUGUAAUUUAUUAAUUAAGUAUUUUUCAUUUGUACAUUCGAAUAAGAAUUUUUUUAUGUUACCAUUUUGAAAAAAUGCGACAGCUAAGGAUAGUUUAGCAUUAAAAACAUGUAUUUUAUGAUGUAGUUAUAAAAAAUUAUUUAAUUUGUGAUACUUUUACGUAACUUUGUUACAAUCAUUGUUUUAAAUGUAGUGUACCUAUGGUUUUCAUGUUCCGUUGUUUGAAAAAAAAUUACAGAAGGGGAAACCCUUCUAGAUUAAUACAAUUCCUUUCUUUCCUCUUUUUUUUUUUUGCAUGUACCUAAACCUACACGAACAAUAUUAGAGAUUCAUUGUGUACGAUGUAGAGAACAUAAUGAUGGUGUACUUAUUUGGGAAAACGUUGUUUUUUUUACCGACAUACUCAUCGGAUUUAAAAGAAAUAUCCUACUAUAGGUUUGUUUCUAUAGAAAUAUAGCUAUUUUGUAUGCGAAUUGUAAAAUACUCGAUAAUAAAAGGUUUAAAUUUGCAAA